Ictalurus punctatus (channel catfish) is the source of this 4270-nucleotide messenger RNA. It is a transcript of the gene grb14, whose product is annotated as growth factor receptor-bound protein 14. Gene Ontology annotation, biological process: insulin receptor signaling pathway; negative regulation of insulin receptor signaling pathway. The record is from RefSeq and is a predicted model, not a curated record. Gene Ontology annotation, cellular component: plasma membrane; cytoplasm. The coding region runs from base 683 to 2359 and encodes 558 amino acids. The transcript is spliced from 16 exons. Lineage: Eukaryota; Metazoa; Chordata; Actinopteri; Siluriformes; Ictaluridae.
UCAAAAACAAAUAGGCCUAUAAAUAAGUUCAACUUUGAUCUAAGGUGUUCUCUUGAUGUAAAGUUCUACAAUUUAUUCGAAUAGUUGGAUUAGCUACAGAAUAAUCAUAAAACAGGCCUAUGUACUCAGGGGGUGCGUGGAUUUUUUUUGUCGUUGUUAAAGGAGCCCUUUGCUGCAAAAAGUUUGAGAACCUCUGUAUUAGAGGAUUACAAGUACAUGGUAAUCCCCCCCCAAUUAAAAAAAAAAGAAGGAAAAAAAAGUCAUUGCAAGGCUUUCGGCCUACAAGCAGUACUGCGGAUUUGUAUACAUUAGACAAUGAAUUCGACACAUUGGUGACAAGUAGGCUACACAAUUUCACUUAAAUAUACGUAAAGGUAAGGUAAGGUAUUUGUAGGUAUCCCAGGUGUCCUCGCACAGUUUUUUUUUCCAACCAAACACAUAAACACAGAUCAGCAUUUUCAUAUACUCUACAGCGCUUUAUUUACAGCUGAACGUCACCGCGACAUGACGUGGCGCGUGUACUCGACUAAUAACAGGCGGCCCUUUAACCCAGCGCGAGCACGUGAAUAAUAAAAAAAAAAAAUGCGCGCGGCCGUUUACCGGGUAGCGAUGGGAGCACGAGGAAAAGAAACCCAGUCGAAACCGAGCAGCAGAUGAUGCGGUGGAUAUAAAGCUGGGCUCCAUGAGUGCUAUGAGUGACUCUUUGGAUGAGCUAGACACUCCAGGCAGCCUCGGCGAGAAAGCAGCCAUAUUUCAUGAAGGGAAGGGCAAUGUAAGAACACUCAGUGGCGGCGACCAUGCCCUAAUCGCUCUACACUCGCCCUACCAGCUGCCCAGUGCCGUGCACAACAGGACCGCCACCGCAGCAGCAGCUCUCUGCAGAGGGAAUAGGAAAUGUCGACAGGGGGAGGAGAUGCAGAUGAAUAUGGUCCAAAACCCCUUCCCAGACCUUUUUCCCUCCGAGUGUUUAUUACCCUGGACCAAAAACAGCGCAACUCAGCAGCCUGCUGAAGAGAGCAGUAUGAAUUUCCAAGCCAGACGAGUCACGCUGCCUGCCAUCACUCCACUUUGCCUGCAGAAGCGGGUGAUCAAGGUAUACAGUGAGGACAACAGCAGUCGAGCCGUGGAGGUCCCUAGUGACAUCACUGCCCGGGAUAUCUGCCAGCUGUUCAUUCUGAAGAACCACUGCAUCGAUGACCACAGCUGGACGUUGAUUGAGCACCUUGCUCAUCUGGGUAUUGAAAGAAUCAUAGAAGACCAUGAAUCAGUUCUGGAAGUGCAGUCUAACUGGGGCAUGGACUCAGACAGCCGCCUGUAUUUCAGGAAGAAUUAUGCCAAAUAUGAAUUCUUCAAGAAACCUCUGGAUUUUUUCCCAGAAAGCAUGGUGUCUAUAUCAAGUGAAGCCAAUGGCCUCAUGAACCACUCACAGCUUAUCCAGACAUUUCUCAACUCCAGCACAUGUCCUGAGAUCCACGGCUUCCUUUACUCGAAAGAGCAAGGCAGGAAGUCCUGGAAGAAGUUCUAUUUUGUUUUGAGAAGGUCUGGACUGUAUUUUUCCAAUAAGGGCACAUCAAAGGAACCCAGACAUCUGCAGUUUGUUGCAGAGUUUUGUGACAGUGAUGUCUACACUUUGUUAUCAGCCAGAAAAACACACGGCGCUCCCACAGACUACGGAUUCUGUAUAAAGCCGAGUAAGUCAAGCUCAGCUCGGGACCUCAAACUGUUGUGUGCGGAUGUUGAGCAGACCAGAACCUGCUGGAUCACGGCUAUGCGCUUCUUCAAGUUUGGGAUGCAGCUGUACCAAAACUUCAUCCAGCCUCAUCAGAAGCAGAAAAGCUCUCCAAUGAGAAGCAUUUCAGAGAACUCUCUCGUAGCCAUGGAUUUCUCAGGGCAGAGGAGCCGUGUGAUUGAUAACCCAUCAGAGGCUCUGUCAGUGGCUGUGGAGGAAGGUCUAUCAUGGAGGAGGAAGAGCUGCCAUCGACUCAGCCACGGAAGCUGCUCGCCUUCCCAAAGCUCCCUGUCCAACAUAGCAAUCCACAUGGCUCAGCCGUGGUUCCACAGCAAACUGUCUAGAGAUGAGGCUCACAAACUGAUCACCCAGCAUGGCCUCAUCGAUGGAGUGUUCCUCUUAAGGGACAGCCAAAGCAACCCCAAGACCUUCGUCCUGUCCCUGUGUCAUGCACAGAGAAUCAGACACUUUCAGAUAGUCCCUGUUGAGGAUGAUGGGGAGCUCUUCUACAGCCUGGACGACGGAAACACACGCUUCAGUGAUCUGCUUCAGCUAGUGGAGUUUUACCAGCUAAACCGUGGAGUGUUGCCCUGCAAGCUCAAACACCACUGUGCCCGAACCACCCUGUGAACUCACCCCAAAACCCCUGUCCAAUCACCCUUUGACCUGUCAGUUUGUUUUAUGGAUUUCCUCAAAACCUUCUACUCCAAACCCAAAAUCACCCUGCUCCAAACCCAGACUCAUAAAACCUGUCCCCUGUCCCUCUACCAACCCUGAUGUUCACCUCUGACCUCUUUGAGCUCCAUCACACGACCACACACAUUCACAGGGUGACUUUGGACAAAUCGCCAGCGCAGCUCGUGCCUUGGACGGGAAACUCAAAUGGACUCUUCCUGUCUAGUUUCAAUGUUCACUCCCUAUGUGAAAUUAUGAUCAUAAGCUGUGGGGUGCUGCAGGAUCAAACAGACUUUAGUACAGUUGAGAAAGGACUUGUUAAGUGCUGAUGAGUGUAUGAGAGUCCACUCUGAGACUGUGUUUUAUAAUAAGGCAGGAUUGAUAGCGCUUUAUUAUGAAGGUUUUGGUUGAUGUUCUGUACAAAAGUGUAGACAUUGCAGCUUGAAUGAUUCGUAUUUGAAGCUUUCGAAUUCUGAGGUGAUGGGAGAAGCUAAAGUAGCAAACUGUCAGUCAGAGCUCUGCUCUGAGGGCUGACAACCUGUGUGUCCAUAUCAUGUGAACGGAAUAGACAGACAUGGUACAGCCAUAAUCACAUGUGCACAAUAAGCUGAAACUGUUGGUUUUGCCAGCAGGAAGAGGGCCUUUGGGGGAUCUGGACACCCUCCUUUGAGCUUUUGGGUAAAAUGUUAAAAUGUCUCCUUCUUUAACUCAUGUGACAAAAUAAUUCAGGUAUUUUAUAAAAAAUGUGAUAUGUGUAGUUUGUUUGAAAGGUGAGACUUUGUGCAUGCUGUAGGCUACAUUCUGUCCAAAUGCAUUGGGUUGUGUUAGCAUGAUGAGGCAGCUAUUGAUGCUGCUUCACACACUCCAAGCAAACAUACACACUUCCUUUUGGUCUUUGUUCUACCAAAACAUGGAAUGUACAUACACAGACACAUACACUACACAUUGACCAUAAAAAACAUACAUAUGAACAUAUACACACACGGCACCAUAGAGUGAUGCUGGAUCACACUAUAAGUGGCUUACAUGCUUAACAUUUAAACUAGGACAGAAUGUGUGAACUUGCUUGUUAUUAAUAAUUGAACAAAUCAAAUUUUAUAUUGAAAUGCAUAUUUUACAGAUACUUGUUAAGAUUCAGGUUCACAUGUGUUUACCACCUGAAGUGGUAAGUUUCUGUUUUACAGAACAGUGAAGAUGACCACUACAAUCAUUGUCUGGCGAUGUGCUGUUUCUUCAGGUUAUGAGAUUUCACCCUCAAACCUUCCCUUAACAAAACAAAAGCUAUUAGUGAUUGCAAAUCACACAUGACUAACAUGUUGUACUGUAAAAACAAAACAAAAAACAAAAACAAAAAAAAAUCUAAAUAAAGAACACUUGAUAAAAAGUUUUAAUACUGUAAGGAAAUUAAUGCAUUUGAGUUAAAAGCCAGGAAAAUCUUUCUUUGUUAGGUCUUGAUUUCUUUCUUAUGAAUGAAAACCAUGCUUAUAUCUUAGGUUGCAAUUCUUUUUUCCUUCUUUUUUUUAAAAAGAAAAGUAAACAACUUUUCUGUCUGUGGGUACUACUUGAGUCACGUUUUGUAAACUUUAGUAUGCAAAAUGAACCGACCCCGAAUGAUAAAUUGUUUUAUAUUCAUGGAUAAAAGAAAAUGUAUUUACAAAGGUCACCAAGGUAUUUGCACUGAAGUUGAAACACUGGUAACGUUUCAUUUUCAAUGCUGAGAGAUAACUGUGACUUUUAAAUCCUUUUGGCAAGGAGUAGAUUUAUUUCCAUGCUACUGCUGAGAAAUGCUCUGCUCUUUUGAUACAGGCCCUGACAGUGUAGUGUAUAAAUGUUUAUAUAUGUCUAAUAUAAAACUAGCUUUGUUCA